AUGACUCGACUCAAGUCCAGCAUCACACUACCAGGGACAAAAAGAGAUCCGAUGGUGAUGGCACGGCAUGUAGAAAUGUUGGUACCCGGUUUGUGCGUGCCCAGUCCCCCUUUGUCAGCUUGGAGGAUGGGUCCACGUAGCGUGAGCGAGCCAUUGGCAGUUGCGACCACCACCGCAGCGGAAGCAAAUGCAAAUGCCAUUGGCUUCAUGACUGCGUGCGGUCAACUGAGCGGUUGUUGA
This is a messenger RNA of Peronospora matthiolae, 240 nucleotides long. The record is from the annotation of a GenBank genome assembly. NCBI's taxonomy places the organism in Eukaryota, Oomycota, Peronosporomycetes, Peronosporales, Peronosporaceae.